GGCGGCGGUGCGGCCCGAGCGCAGCGCGGCGGGGCGGCGGUUGAGGAGGGGCGCGCUCAGAUUCCUCACAAAGCAGCAACUAGAAAUAAUCCUUUAGGAAAGUGCUGUGCUUUUCAACAUUUGGAUUUUAAUUAGCUGGAAGACAAGAUGCCUAUUUACACAGUCCCCGCCAGGAGCCCUGCUGGGCCACGAUGCACAGCCACCCUGCAGAAGCCCUCCUCACACAAUACCCUGGCCAGCAGUAAAGCAUCUGGGCAGCAGCUGAGGUCACAGGUAUUGGGAGACAAGGAUGGUCUGCCUUCGUGUCCUCAGAGUAAGACUGAGGAAGCAAAUAGGACCUAUUUGAUUUCAGCUUGUGCAAAAGUGAGUGAUGUGUCAACUUCUUUUAAACUGGAAGGCAGAUUAACACUCCAGAGGAGAACCGGAGCAAGCAAAAAAUCAGCGUCUGGUAGUGACACAGCACAGAGUACAGAAGAUCUACAAACAGAGAAAAGACUUACCCUGCAGAGGCGUGUGAGGACUGGCUCCACAGAAAGGAGUAAAAUUAAUCAGGAUAUUGUGUCUAGAAAAGGAAAUGGCGACUUUGAUGCACAAGGAAAUGACAAGAUUGCACUUCCACAGAAUAUGAAGGGUACAGAUGGUGUUAAACCAAACUUGAAGUUAAUGGAGAGUCAGUCAAGUACCAAGUUGCAGCACAACCUGAACAGCAAAGAUUCCUUUGGUUUAGUUGGUGGUGUCUGUGAAAAUGCUAUCAACACGUGUUUAAGAGAUAAGACAAGCACUGCUGACAUAAAGCUUCAAAAUGAAGUUCCUAAAUCAGAACGGUUCGUUACCUCAAAAUGUGCUAAUAGGCUGUCAGGAGAACAACUGAAUGAAAAAGGCAAUAUAAAUAAGCUAGCUGGAAAGCAAAGGGUACAGCACUUGAUAAAACACAGCAGCUUGGACAGACCAAGGACACCAGCAAAAGUUUCAACAGAAAGACUUGCACUUACACCAAAGAACAGCACUUCUCGAGACCAACCGUCUCUCAAGCCAGCCUCAAGUGAACAAACACCUCAUCUGCAAAUUUUAGCCAAGAAGCUCCCUAGUGUCUCCAGCUCUCUUCCUGUGAGCACAAGUUCAGAAACAAAAGUGGACACAGAAACUUUAGCUGAGAGCAGCAGUGCUGGGAAAGAUGUUUUCAAAGUGAAAAACAGCAAAGUGACGGUAGCUGUGCGGGUGCGGCCCUUCAGUAACAGAGAGAAAACUGAAAACUCAUUCCCUGUGGUCUCUAUGUGUGGUUCAGAGACAAUUGUACAAAAUCCAUCCACAAACCAAGUUUACAGUUUCAGUUAUGACUUCUCCUUCUGGUCUUUUGACAAGAGUCAUCCUAAUUUUGCAAGCCAAGCAAUCAUUUAUAAAACUUUGGCACUGCCACUCCUUGAAAGAGCUUUUGAGGGAUACAACGCUUGUCUUUUUGCUUAUGGGCAGACUGGCUCUGGAAAAUCUUACACGAUGAUGGGAUUUGAUGAAGACCGAGGAAUAAUUCCAAGACUUUGUGAAGAUCUUUUCAAUCAAAUAGCACAAAUGGACAAGGAACAGGUUUUGUAUCAUCUUGAAAUGAGCUUCUUUGAAGUAUACAAUGAGAAAAUUCAUGAUUUGCUUGUCUUUAAAGCUGAAAAUGGACAGAAGAAACAACAACUUCGUGUCAGAGAACAUCCAGUGUUAGGACCAUAUGUGGAAGGCCUGACAGUAAACGUUGUCCGUUCUUACUCUGAUAUUCAGAGUUGGCUUGAACUAGGAAAUAAGCAGAGAGCAACAGCUGCUACAGUAAUGAAUGACAAGAGCUCUAGAUCUCAUUCUGUCUUCACCCUUGUCAUGACACAAACCAAGGUAGAAUUUGUGAAUGAAGAACAGUGUGAUCGUAGGCUCACCAGUCACAUAAAUCUAAUUGAUCUAGCUGGCAGUGAGUGCUGUACAAAGGCUCAGACCACUGGAGAAAGGCUGAAGGAAGGUGUGAGUAUCAAUAAAUCACUGUUGACCCUUGGAAGGGUUAUUUCUGCAUUGUCUAAACAGUCUCAAAAUGGAAAGAAAACUUUCAUUCCUUACCGGGAAUCUGUCCUUACUUGGCUGCUAAAGGAAAGCCUUGGUGGCAAUUCCCAAACGACCAUGAUAGCCACAGUGAGCCCAGCUGCCAGCAGCACGGAGGAGACACUCAGCACCCUUCGCUAUGCCAAACAGGCUUGUUCAAUUAUCAACAUUGCUAAAGUAAAUGAAGAUGUGAAUGUCAAACUAAUCAGAGAAUUAAAAGCUGAAAUUGAAAAACUGAGGGCAGCUCAGAAAAGUGCUCUGAACACUGAUCGUGAAAAAUACAGGCGUUAUUUGCAGGAAAUAACAUCUCUGAGGGUAGAAUUGCACCAGCAGGAGAGAAACAUGGCAGAAAUGCAAAGGGCCUGGAAAGAAAAACUUGAACAAGCAGAAAAAAGGAAAUUGGAGGAUAUAAAAGAAUUGCAGAAAGCUGGAAUUGCAUUCAAAAUGGACAAUCAUUUACCAAACCUUGUCAAUCUCAAUGAAGAUCCUCAGCUUUCUGAGGUGCUGUUAUAUAUGAUCAAAGAAGGAGAAACUACAGUUGGAAGGUGUACACCAAAUUCAAAACAUGAUAUCCAGCUCUCUGGAGUGCUGAUUGCUGAUGACCAUUGUGUUAUUAAAAAUACUGUUGGCAAAGUAAGUAUUAUUCCACUUAGAGAAGCCAAGACGUACGUAAAUGGGAAAUGCAUUUUGGACCCAACAAUUCUGCAUCACGGUGAUCGAGUGGUUCUUGGGGGAGACCAUUAUUUCAGGUUUAAUCAUCCAGCAGAGGUUCAGAAAGUUAAAACACCUUCUUGUGGGUCUUUGCAUGAUGGUCCAAAAGAUUUUGAAUUUGCAAAGAACGAGCUACUUAUUGCACAGCGAACACAGCUUGAAUCAGAAAUUGAAGAGGCACGACUCAAAGCCAAGGAAGAAAUGAUGCAAAGUGUCCAAAUAGCAAAAGAGAUGGUUCAACAAGAACUGACCUCACAAAAAGAAGCAUAUGAGAGCAAAAUAAAAUCCCUGGAAGCAGAGGUGAGAGAAGAAUCUCGUAAGAAGCAAAUCCAAGAACUGAAUAACCAAAAAGCCACAACCAAAAUACAGGAGCUGGAGAAGGCAAAGAAAAGCCUUGAGCUAGAACUCCACUUCAAUAAGAAGCGUUUAGAAAUGGAGACCUUAGCUACCAAGCAGGCUCUAGAAGACCAUACUAUUCGUCAUGCAAAGAUAGUGGAAGCUCUGGAAGCUGAGAAGCAGAAGAUUGCUGAGGAAAUACAUGCCCUUCAGAAGAAUCAUGGAAGUGGGAAUAAACCAGUGAUGAUUCCACUGAACUGGAAGUCUCUGAAGCUGUCUGUGAUGAUUAAAGAGGCUAAUGCCAUUAGCAAUGCAUUAGGGAAAAACACUGUUUUCUGCAGGCAUGACAAAAUUGAUGAUAAAACAGGAACGGUGUCUUCUAUUCAGGUGCAGGUUCGUAACAUCAAACUGGGAAUAACAACUUUUUGGAGCCUAGAGAAAUUUGAAUGCAAACUAGCAGCAAUGAAAGAACUCUAUGAGAGUAAUGAUAGAAAUAAAGCUGUUGUUGAUGUGUUUUAUGAUCCUGCUGAUGAGUGGGAACCUGACCUUUCAGACAGCUCCAAUACCUUGCUUUCCAGAAGAAGAAGUAGAAGCUUCAUGAAGAACAAGAGAAUUUCUGGAUGUUUGUCUGAGAUAAAAUUGCAAUCUAUUCAGAAUAAACAGACUUCCUAUAUGUCAGGUUCACUGAACAAGUCCAGCUCAAGCAUUUCUGAAUUGUUUCUUCCUGGAAUUUGCAAGGAAUCUAUAAGUUCAGCUUUAGAUUUGCUGGAACAGAAUCAUGAAGGAGGAAAAAGCAUAGCAGAUAGUCUCCUUACUAAUUUGUUUAUAGUUUUUUCUGGAGCAUCUGCCAUUUCCAAAGCCUAUGAACAGCAAGAUGAAGAAUGUCAGGAAAACUUUUUCUCUCUUGAUCGUGCUGCUCAGUCCUACAGCAUCAGAAUUGUCUCUGCUUUUGACCAGAUUGUGGUUAUAAGUAAACUCUGGCUUAAUAAUGUCCAAAAGUGUUCUGGAUCUAGAAAAGUUGAUGAAGAAAUGAAACAGGAAAUAAAGAACUUGGGAGGUUAUUUACAGUUGCUGUUGCAGGGGUGUUCUUCAGAUAUAUCCUCGAUGGUAACAGAAGCAUGGAGCAAAGUAAACCAAACAGUAAAACAAACAAUGAAAUACAUAGGACACUUGGCAGCAGUCACAACAACUGAUAUUUCUUUUCCUGAGGAGAGCAACAUUCCUGCCUCUAGUUUACAGGAAUUUGUGCUUGCCAUUUAUGAUGGAGUAGGCUCAGGACUGGAGUGUCUCAUUGAUUCUGUACAGGAGAAAGCAAGAAUAGUACAGAAAGAACUUGUGAAACAAUGUCCACAAAAUGAGAUUCAAAAUCGAAUAAAGGAUAACAUGGUGGCAUUGGCCAGAUUCCUUGAAAAGAACAUGUCUUACUGCAGAAAGAAAGAAACAGAAUCUCAGCUGCCAGAAGAAGAGUCUCUAUAUCGAGAGUUAAGGAAGAGCACUAAGAUUGCAGUGAAGUAUUUGGAAUUGGAGCAGUGCCUGACUGAAGUCUGUCAAAUUGUCUCUUCCAUGUUACAAGGGUUAUACAGAAACACCAGCCCUCUCAGGAGCUUUGCAGAAAAUAUUUCUGUCAUUGCUGGAUAUUUUAACAACUAUUUCAGUUUAUUUGCAUUGUCUUCUGUGAACAACCCUAUCCAGAAAAUGCAUGUACCUUUUAUGAACCUGGAUGAAUUGGACUCUCUGGUUGAUUCCCUUAUUAUGAAUUUUGAACUUGAACAAGGACAGCCAUCACUGCAAUCUCAAAUUAUUUGUAAUGAAACUGCUGAGACUCGAGGAGGACAGGUUGAAACAGGUCAGGUCGAAUUUGCUUGGAAACGGAAUGGGAUUCCAGAAUGCGCACAAACUCAAGAGCUUACACCUGGUAGGAUAGAAUGGGUAUAAAAUGUUAUUAUCAAGAAAUUAAAGAGAACUCUUUCCUAUUGCAACAUAUCAAAAAAAGCUAAAAUUUAUUGCUAAUGUUAUUAGUGAGUGAAUGGUGGGAAAGUAAUAUGUCAUGUUUGUAUAAGUACCCUAUAUUUCACCAAAGAAAAAAAUACAUUCAUAAGAGGCUGUAAAACUUCAAAAUAUAAUUCCUUUUGUUUUAAUAGAAGUUGAUUACUAUCUAAGUUUAUAAAAAAUAAUUUGAUUUUUUUUUCAUUUUUGCUUCAUCUCAGCUGCAGUAUGAUCUAGGAAUGCUACUGCAACUUGUGGUUUUUAUGCCUUUUUUUAAAACAGAGCAAAAACUUUGUAUUUAUUUAUGUAGAGAAAAAACGACGCGAGCUAGUAAAAGUACUUUACAGCCU
Molecule: messenger RNA, 5453 nt
Organism: Motacilla alba alba
Lineage: Eukaryota; Metazoa; Chordata; Aves; Passeriformes; Motacillidae
Gene: KIF14
Product: kinesin family member 14
Exons: 30
Coding region: 148-5052 (1634 amino acids)
Biological process (GO): microtubule-based movement
Molecular function (GO): microtubule binding; ATP binding; microtubule motor activity
Source: RefSeq, a predicted model, not a curated record